Tuber melanosporum (Perigord truffle) is the source of this 3348-nucleotide messenger RNA. RefSeq lists its product as uncharacterized. Gene Ontology annotation, cellular component: membrane; endoplasmic reticulum. The record is from RefSeq and is a predicted model, not a curated record. Lineage: Eukaryota; Fungi; Ascomycota; Pezizomycetes; Pezizales; Tuberaceae. The transcript has 7 exons. The coding region runs from base 220 to 3090 and encodes 956 amino acids. Gene Ontology annotation, biological process: protein O-linked glycosylation via mannose. Gene Ontology annotation, molecular function: dolichyl-phosphate-mannose-protein mannosyltransferase activity.
CGUGAAUCCCCCCCUUUCUCAUCGCACAACACCGUAUAAUUAUCCAUUUCUUCGAUUGGAAUAUAUUCCCUAAUACCCCUUCCGUCCGCUGCACUCCCUGCUGUUUAACCCGAAUUCCUCUCGACUUGGCAAUUUUUCACCAACAAGGCUCUCCUGAGCCUCUUUAAAACUCCAACACAUUGAUCCACACUCGUUCUACACAUUUAGGACGGAACAAUCAUGUCGACUAAACCACCCGCUCGGUUAACCGUGGACGAGAAAGGAUAUGACCGUGCCCGUUCGAGAAGUCCCUCGCCAUCCCGUAGGAAAAAGGCAAAUAAGUCGAAGAAGCGGGAGGAUGGUCCCCUCAGCAUGCGCGAUUCUAGUUUCCGGAAGCAAGAUACCAGUUCCGGAGAGCGAGCCCCGAGGCAAAUGUCCAAAGACAAUGACAUCUUCCUGUUACCAUCAUCUGACUAUCAAAUUCUUGGCGUCUUGACAGUAAUAGGCGUCUGCGUCCGGCUGUUUAAGAUCUAUCAACCCUCGAGUGUAGUAUUCGACGAAGUGCACUUCGGAGGGUUCGCUACCAAAUAUAUCAAGGGAAGGUUCUUUAUGGAUGUUCAUCCACCUCUUGCGAAACUCCUUAUUACGCUUGCGGGAUGGUUAGCUGGAUUCGAUGGGGGAUUCGAUUUCAAGGAAAUUGGAAAGGAUUACCUUGGACCUAGUGUGCCUUAUGUAGCCAUGAGAAUGCUGCCAGCGGUAAUGGGGAUCUUAGUUGUCCCAAUCAUCUUCUUGACUCUUAAAGCCGCUGGUAACUCGACGGCAACUGCCUCUCUCGGCGCCGGUCUUGUCAUCUUUGAAAACGGCCUCAUUACUCAAUCUCGGUUGAUUCUUUUAGAUUCCCCUCUAGUUACGUUCACCGCCCUUACGGCCCUGGCCUGGACUUCCUUCCUCAAUAUCCAUGAGCAAGGUGCCUCGAAAGCGUUUGGACCUAAUUGGUGGCUCUGGCUAGCUAUGACAGGGCUCGGUCUUGGUGCCACGGUUAGUGUUAAAUGGGUUGGUUUAUUCACCAUCGCUUGGGUUGGGAGCCUAACUGUCUUGCAAUUGUGGUUCUUGCUUGGAGAUACUAAAAAUGUUACUCCGCGUUUGUGGUUUAAACAUUUCCUUGCUCGCGUCUUCUGCCUUAUCGUCAUACCGCUUGGGUUCUAUAUGCUCAUGUUUGCUAUUCAUUUCUUAUGUCUAGUGAACCCCGGUGAUGGUGACGGCUUUAUGUCUUCUGAGUUCCAAGCUACCCUCAAUUCUAAGGGAAUGCAUAGCGUUCCUGCUGAUGUCGCGUUUGGUUCUCGCAUCUCUAUAAGACACCACAACACACAAGGAGGGUACCUUCAUUCUCACAAUCAUAUGUAUCCAGCCGGUUCGAAACAACAACAGAUCACACUUUAUCCACACAAGGACGAAAACAACCAAUGGCUUCUGGAAAACGAGACCAACCCGGUCACUGGCAUUGAAGGAUACGAUAUCAUCACACCACCUAACUUAGUUUUUGAUGACGCUACUAUCAAGCUCUACCACAUAAGCACUGAUAGGAGAUUGCAUUCGCAUGAUGUUCGGCCACCUGUUACAGAGGAGGAAUGGCAAAAUGAGGUUUCUGCUUACGGAUACAAGGGGUUUGAGGGCGAUGCCAAUGACCUUUUCCGGAUUGAAAUUGUGAAGCAUCUUUCUGAUGGGCCCGAGGCCAAGAAGCGUCUUAGGACUAUUCAAACCAAAUUUAGACUUGUCCAUGUAAUGACUGGCUGUGCGCUGUUUUCACACAAAGUCAAGCUUCCGGAUUGGGGUUUUGAACAACAAGAAGUCACUUGUGCCAAGGGUGCUACUCUUCCGAACAGCGUCUGGUAUAUCGAAAACAAUGAGCAUCCACAACUCCAGGAGGGUGCUGAGCUUGUUAAUUAUAAAAACCCUGGUUUCUUUGGUAAAUUCUGGGAGCUUCAGAAGGUAAUGUGGCGUACAAACGCUGGCCUGGUCGAAUCUCAUGCAUGGGACUCCCGUCCUCCGUCUUGGCCGGUUCUUCGUAGGGGUAUCAAUUUCUGGGGCAAGGAUCACCGUCAAAUCUACCUCAUCGGUAAUCCAAUUAUUUGGUGGUCAUCAACAGCAGCUAUCGCGGUGUAUCUUGCCUUCAAAGCAUUCGCAGUCCUUAGGUGGCAGCGUGGAUACGCCGAUUACUCUUUGACAAAUUUCCGCAGGUUCGAUUUUGAAGUCGGCAUUACUGUAUUAGGUUGGGGCUUGCACUACUUUCCGUUCUACCUGAUGGAGAGGCAGCUCUUCCUCCAUCAUUACUUCCCAGCACUUUAUUUCGCCAUAAUCGCAUUUUGUCAAGUCUUUGAUUUUAUCACAACAAGGACCGGAGCUCUUGGUUUGAACCGCAGGCCUGCCAUUGGUUGGACAAUCGCAACUGUAUUCCUUGGGCUCAGCAUCGCCGCUUUUACGCUUUAUGCCCCUCUUGCCUACGGGAGUCCCUGGACAAAGGCUCAGUGUAAUAGGGUUAAGCUCUUCGAAAACUGGGAUUGGGAUUGUAAUCUUUUCUACAAUUCGAUGUCUGAAUACGACAAUAUUGUUGCUACUCCGUCGGAAGCUUUGACCUCAACACCAGUCCCUGUUGUUGCCGAUCCCCAUAAUUUCCAAGAGAGUGAAGGUAAGGCGCAACAACCAAAUACUACACCUCUGGCCGAAGAGCUGAAAGAGGCUCAUCAAAUUCCUGCUGCUGGUAUGCCUGAAGGCCAGAGGGUGGUUGCACAGGAGGAACGGAUCGAAUACAGAGAUCAAGAUGGCAACAUUCUUAACGAAGAGCAGGUGAAAGCUCUUGAGGGAAAGGUUGAGUUCCACACCCGGUAUGAGACUAGAACCAGAUUGCUCGAUGAAGCUGGUAAUGAGGUUCCAGCUGAGAGUAGCGGGGUUGCGGGGCCAUUGGUAGAUGGCGCAAACCCAGAGACGCCAAAGAUGGAGCCAUUAGAGAGUGGGUUACCCCCACGAGUAGACGCAGAAACCGAGAGUGAAGUGGACGCAGAGAGGAGGCGGGCGGAGCCCAGUCCCGCUAGUGAUGGGCUACACGAGACAUAGUGGGCCUAUUUUUCAUCUUUCCUUUCUUUUGGCAAUAUUGAUUCUGCAAGGAAGUGUAAGGGAUCAUACGAGACGGUGUUGGUGGAUCAGGAUGGUGUGGUGUCCGAGGAAUGAAUAAUGUGGUCUUGCUUCUGGAUAUGGAUUGAGAUACUUGGUUCUUUUUUUUGGCAUGUAACGCAACGUCUUGGGAGGGGGUGUUCGUUUUUUUUUAAAAAAAAAAUACACAGAAAAUAGUAAUUUUUUUCUUCACUUGAAAAA